UCUUACCGUCAGUCAAGUGUUGCAUACCGACGUGGUAGACUCCCAGCUGAAAACAUGGACGUUAUCGUGUAGCGCCUUCUAGGAUCUGUGAUCAAAAUACAGCUAGAUAUUCACAUUUCACAUCGUCAUUUUACACUUAGACAUUCGCACUUUUAGUGAAGUUCUGAAUAGGAUCUUGCUAAAUAAAAUUUUCAAGAUCAUUCGAAAAUUUAGAAAUGAAGUUUUGAAAAGGAUCUUGCUAGAUACAAUUUUCAAGGUAAAGUUAGAAAUUCGUAGCUUAGGAAGUGUUAAGUCUCAGUCUACUAUCUGAUUAAAGUUAGAAAUUUGUAAAUUUCUAAUCAAAAUGUUAACAAUGCCAAGAAAUAUAUUUUGUAAAGUUUGGGUUUUGAGCGUUCUUUCAUUAUCGGUGACUCUGGUAUUCAUAGCAAGACAGUUCCGGAUAGUAGAUUUUAAAUCUAAAAGUGACUUCCUCUACUCUAUACAUCAGCAGCGGUUUGCCUAUAAACUUCACAACCGUACAUACUACACUCUAGCACCGAGACCCGCUACUGAGUUGUGCAUUAAAGACUUAAAAGAUAACCGGAUGCGACUUCAACGGGAUAUUUUUAACUAUGAUGCCAGCAAUCUUCUAAGAAAACCCGGAAACGGAAGUGAUGCUACGUUCCUCCCUGGGGACCUGCCCAACACCGUCCACUACACGUGGUGUGGGGAGAAGAUGUUUACAUUCGAGGACUACCUAGGUGUGUUGAGCAUCGUGCGGGUGAUCAAACCGGUGAAGCUGGUGUUCCACUACAACAAACUGCCAGUGAUGAAGCUCUACUACCACACCUGGUUCACAGAGCUCCAGCAGUCGCUGCUCUACCUGGUGCUGAGGCAGACAGACCGUGAGCUCACCUGCAAUACCACGGCACCGUUAGACUACGGGCUGGAACUACUUGCAUCAAGCGUCGGCGGAGGGAUUUAUUUCGGUGAGAGGGCUGUUCUGACCCACAUCCCCGAGCAGUGGUUUAACGAAGAACACACCACGUAUAUUACACCAACAUCAAGCGGAAGUAAACAUGUUAUUAUAUAUUCUAGAUACGGCCAUGUUGAAAAAAACUCCAGUCUUUCAGAAUUUAAGUCUAAAAUACUUAACAACUCGUAUGAAUGUAUUUCGCCUGGUGAAUACAAUGAAGCUGUAGUUAAAUACAACGAGGGGGCUUACAAGGGCGUCCCUCCCUGCCUGGCCCUGCCUACGCCCCUGUAUCCUGAACACUUCAUCAACAACACAACACCGUAUGGGAGGCUGGGACGAGUGUUGUAUUAUGGGAAGCCUGACAUACUUACAGCCAAACAGGGAGAGGAUCUUGCACCAGCCAUAAGUCACAUUAUUUCACUGACCACCCACGAUGCUGUCAACUGGACAUUCCCUAACUACUUAAGCAUCCUGUCGGCCUUGUAUGUUGGAGGUUUUGAAAGGGUAUACGUACACGGUAAUGUAGUGCCGCAAGGAUUUUGGUGGAGAAAAUUACAGACUGAAAACGUAACUUUUGUUUUUAUUGAGAACAUAGAGACAGUUUUCCAACAAAAAGUCAACGUAUUGGCCCAUCAAUCGGAUAUUUUGAGGGCCAUUAUUUUGUACAAGUAUGGCGGCGUUUAUCAGGAUAAAGACAUAUUCUGGGCCAACCCAAUACCCGAGGACAUCCGGCGCUACCCAACUGUCGGGUGUCACGACUGGCCAAUCUACGAGGAGUGGCCGAGGAGUUUUAACUUCGGCGUGAUGAUGUCCAAAUCUGGAGCUCCGUUUCUGAAGAAGUUCAUGGACUCUUUCUGGGACGAGAGAGACAGCUCCUGGGAGUACAACGGUGUGAUGAUGCCGUACAAGGUCUACGAGCGGGACCCUGAGACCUUCUACAUCUACAAGAAGCUGCAGAUUAUCUGCUACUACGGCGACUGUCACCCAAUCUGGCAAGACAACUACCUACGAACGUACGCUGACCACAAGAAAUCGCUGAUGAACUUCACCAUAGACGAGCCUUCUGCUUUUCAUUUUACGGCACCCAAGCCGGCGCCAUCUUUGUUGUCGUUCUCUGCUAUACGAGCCAAUACGGACAUGGCGGCAAAAGUAGGUCAGAGGAUCAUCGCGAACAUUGAGAAGUCCGGACGAUCAUAUCUGCUGCAAGAUGAGAUUUGAAAUAAACAAAAAGAUCUUAAAAAUAAAUGAGUUAAAUUUAAUACGUCAAACUUUAAAU
Physella acuta is the source of this 2231-nucleotide messenger RNA. RefSeq lists its product as uncharacterized. The record is from RefSeq and is a predicted model, not a curated record. Lineage: Eukaryota; Metazoa; Mollusca; Gastropoda; Physidae.